GUUUCCGGUGUGACUGGCCGCUGUCGGCUCACUUGCGGCGGCAGCAGCGGCGGCGGCAGCGGGAUGUCUCAUGGCAGAGCGGCGGAGCAGCGGAGCAGCAACACACGGUCCGAGAAGUCAGAGUAAAAGUCUCCGUGGAUUUACAACCUUCCCUCGAGCCGUCGUUGACGUGAAACAGCGGCCGGUUCCCGGACACGGUGAGGAUUACUCGGUGUAGUUACUUGUGCUGGUUCCGUUGCGACCACACCCUCCCCGCUUCCUCAUAGUACAGCAGCGGGAGCGCGCAGCUCGGCUUUGAAUCUCCGGGAAUAACGGCCGCUGCUUCCCGGCUGCGCGGACGGUACGUGGGGACACUUUUCAAAAAAGACCGCCCGCUUGGUAUGGAUGUGACAAGCGGGUCCCCACAGAGGAUAUGCGGGGCUACACGACCUCUGGUCCCGAGUUAAGACGCGGAGGAGCAGCAGGAGGAGGAGGAGGGCGGACAGACAGAUGGAGUCGGAGCGACCGGAGCAACUGCUAGCUUCAAACCCGGGGCUGUGUCUGAAGAAGAAGAGGUUGAAAGUGGACCGAGUUGGAAAGUCGUCCUGUUUGUUUUUAUUUUAAAAAAAAACUCAUGAAAUGAUGGUGCUGGAAGGAAAACACGCUGUCCAGAAGAAGAAGAAGAGCUGUCCGGGUGGUGCCCUGUUGUUUGUCCCGAGCAUGAGUCCUCCAGGCCGGCCACACUCAUCGGGAACGAGUCGGACAAGGUCUCGGUUCUGUUUCAGGAUACUGGCUGUGAUGCGAGUGGACACAAAAUGAUAUCUUUAAAAAAAGAAAAAAGGCACCUAACGCUACAGAUGUGUUUGGAAACAUAAGGAGCUUUGACAUUAUUAUUAUUUUUAUUUUUAAUUUUUGUUUAUUCUCAAUCUGCACUUUGCCUUUUUUUACAGGCUCCUGGGUGGCACUGCAGUUUGUGUGUGAUUUUCUUUUUUUAACUCAACAACAAUCUGUGAAUUCUUCUUCUGGGACUACAAUGAGAAUAUUUUAAGACUUUUUUUUUUUGUUUUGUUUGGAUGGUGGUGUUCAGGGCAUUUAAAUUAACAAAAUAAGAGCUUGUUACACUGAUUACUCAGAAGUUGGCGGGGUGGGUGGUUGGGCUUUAAUUGACUGUGUUACAUUGUAAAAUUACUAAUAACCCAACUUGGAAUAUGCCAGAUCAUUAUCGAGACUUGUUGUAAUAUACUUUAAAGACACGUGGAUCGAUGUUAUUCAAACGUGAGUAAGUUUUUUCCCAUGUUUACAUCGAUGAAUACACGUCCUGUGUGUCGGCAUAUGAUGUACAGUUGAUGCUUUACUCUGAAGGAAUUUAAAGAAGACUGUCUGGCCAGUUUGUUAUUUAAAAAAAGAGUUUGCGAGGUGAGGCUUCUUGGGGGACUCGUGGAAAUGUCUUAAAACAGUAACAAUGCAGCAGCAGCAGCAAAAAACUAAAAAGUAACUGAACCCCUCCAGAAGAGUUUGACCCUCCCUACCCCGACCCGACCCUCCCUACCCCACCACCGCCACCCCGCCACUCUCCUCCUUAUUAUGGCUAGUGGUGGUUCUGGCAAAUCGGCUAGCGAGGGAUCAACCAGCGCACCCACCGGCAGUCUGCAGCAGAGGAAACGUCUCUCCUCCAUCUGUGACACGUGCAAGAGCAAGAUGCAGCUGGUGGCCGACCUCCUCCUGCUGUCCAGCGAGACCAGACCGGUCAUGACCUCGGAGGGCGUGGCGGUGGCCGACACCUUCGACCAAUGCCGCGACACGGUCAUCGCCAGGACCAAAGAGCUGUCCAUCCUCACCCACGACAUCCAGAGCCAGCUCAACAUGGGCCGCUUCACCGAGGUGGGGGACCGCCUCCUGGAGAUGGCCGACCUGGUGGUGUCUUUGACCGAGUGCUCAGCCCACGCCGCUUACCUGGCGGCCGUGGAGACCCCCGGUGCUCAGCCCUGCCUGCCAGGUCUGGUGGACCGCUACAAGGUGACCCGCUGCCGGCACGAAGUGGAGCAGAGCUGCGGCCUCCUCCGGAUCACGCCCCUGCCGGACCUCACCCCCCAGCUCCUUCUCGAGCUCUCCCAGAACAUCUCCACCAACCUGAAGAACCUGACGGACAUCUCGUCGCUGGCUAGCGAGAGGUCCAGGGACCGCUUCGCGAAAGAGCAGUUCAAACUGAGCGUCAAGAGCAUGAGCACGAGCGGCACCGCCUUCUUGGCGUGUGUCAAAGAGGUGAAAACCCAGCCCAGCGAGCUGACCCGGAACCGCUGCGUCCUGUUUAGCGCCGCUCUGGUGCAGGCCGUCAGCGCCCUGGUCGGCUUCGCCACAGAGCCUCAGUUCCUGGGAAGAGCUGCGAGUAUCUCCACUGAAGGGAAGGGGGUACAGACUGCAGUGUUAGGGGGUGCCAUGAGUGUGGUUUCAGCCUGUGUCCUCCUCACUCAGGGCCUCAGGGAUGUCGCACAGCAUCCCGAGAGUAGCUCCAAAAUGGCAGACUACCGCGAGCGCCUGCGUAACUCGGCGUGCGCCGUGUCGGACGGCUGCACUCUGCUCACUCAGGCACUCCGAGAACGCUCCUCUCCACGGACUCUGCCGCCAGUCAACUCUCAUUCUGUGAAUUAGUUUAGGAAGAGGCAGCAUGAGCUCCAGUCCCCCCUCGUCCUUAUUCUGACGUACCAAAGAGACUCACUUGGGUUGUCCCUGUUCAAUCAGGUUUCGAGUCAGAGUAACAUCACAAGUCGGGGCUUGUCUGUGGGGUCCGUUCAGGUUGACGUGCGUUUAGAGGAGCACGACAACCCGGCCAUGGGGGUUUCGUGUCGUGCUGGAUGCGACCGAAACCUUUUUUUGUUAGAACCUGACCACUUGAGUGCCGUGGCCUUCGACCCGGACCCUGGCUUGACAGCCCCGCUCUCACCAACAGACCUGAAAAGUUUACCUCAGUUUUCAGCUCCGGUGAAAACACCAGCCGAGAUGAUGGAUGUAGCCUCGCUGUGUGAACCUAUGGUUGGCUGACCUACUCGAUUACAUGUGCUUUGUGAGAUUGGAAAGAGUGAUCCGAGUGUCUCCAUGCUUUUGUUUUUGUUUUUUUUUUCAACGUGUGAAUUCUUCUUUGGUAAAAGCUGCUGUGAGUGUGUGCCAUAGGUUUUACACUAUUUACCAGACUUCCUAUAGUAUUUUAAAGUGUUUUGAUCAUGCAUGUAAUGGAGUAUUUAUUUCAAUUAUUAAAAUGUUGUUUCUGAUUUCCUGUUUGUCGGGUCGAGGCGCUUUGAUGAAAUGAUUGAAAUGUUCCGUGAGCUCUGCUGUGUUUCGCUUGAUCUGUCCGGUCUGAGACUUCUGCUUCCACCCUGAUGAACUUUGUCACAUUCAUAGCAUUAAAAAAAAGAUACAUUUAAAAUAA
Messenger RNA from Larimichthys crocea (large yellow croaker), 3403 nucleotides. It is a transcript of the gene tlnrd1, whose product is annotated as talin rod domain containing 1. The record is from RefSeq and is a predicted model, not a curated record. Gene Ontology annotation, molecular function: actin binding. The transcript has a single exon. Lineage: Eukaryota; Metazoa; Chordata; Actinopteri; Sciaenidae. The coding region runs from base 1564 to 2628 and encodes 354 amino acids.